This is a messenger RNA of Kwoniella botswanensis, 2517 nucleotides long. RefSeq lists its product as uncharacterized. The coding region runs from base 1 to 2517 and encodes 838 amino acids. Gene Ontology annotation, biological process: mitochondrial RNA 3'-end processing; RNA catabolic process. The record is from RefSeq and is a predicted model, not a curated record. Gene Ontology annotation, cellular component: mitochondrial degradosome. NCBI's taxonomy places the organism in Eukaryota, Fungi, Basidiomycota, Tremellomycetes, Tremellales, Cryptococcaceae. Gene Ontology annotation, molecular function: hydrolase activity, acting on acid anhydrides; ATP binding; RNA helicase activity. The transcript has 2 exons.
AUGUCACUGUCACGAGCAGGCCCCUCACUACGACCACUGUGUCGACGAUGCUUGAAACUACAACGACGUUCCGCACCACCAAUCUUCCCUUCUACUCGAUCACUUUCCACUUCCCUUCCAACUUCCCGGCAGUACGCCCGUCAGCAACCCUACCCUGUCCCAUCUACCGCUCAGCUCAACCCGACUAUACCGCGUGAUCAAUCCGUUCCCAGAGCUCCAUUGCAAAUUACUGUAGAUGAUUUCAACGAAAAACCUUCUGCACGUCCUCAUCAGAUAGUCUCGCUGUUGCUGCAACGAAUACCCGAAUAUAUUGACUCUCCCAGAGCCAGAAGGAAACUCAAUGCGUGCGGAUUAGAUACCAGACUUGUGACACAUAAGAUCCAGAAUGAAUGGCUGAGGAAAGUCGCGAAUGACUUGGGGGGAUACGAAGGUAACAAAAAUGAUCAGGAGGUUCUGGAAGGGUUGGAUAGAAAUGGAUGGAAUGGUGAAGAUUUGAUUAUAGCAAUGAAUCAAGGUCGAAUCAUCACCACUGUCGAAUCCAUGGCUUUGAGGAAUUUCUUAUCGUGGACUUUGACAUUAGAUCGAAAAGAUCUGAUAGACGCUCAGCUGAAAAUACAUAUUCAAAGUAUAUUGAAUAUAACGGACCUAACUCGAUUACCCUACUCAUCCGAAUUCCUCUCUGCUCGAUCGAUGAAGAGACAUUUUCACCUUCAUAUCGGGCCUACCAACUCUGGCAAGACAUACAACGCCCUCAAGGCUCUGUCUAAAGCCUCAUCUGGUGCUUAUGCUGGUCCAUUGAGACUGUUAGCCCACGAAGUUUGGGAGAGGAUGAAUCUCGGUACGGUCGGUGAAUUAGAUGGGAAAGGAAGAGCUUGCAAUCUCUUGACUGGAGAGGAAAGAAGAGUUGUAGAUCCUGAUUCUGGUCUGUUGAGCUGUACAGUCGAGAUGCUUCCCUUGAAUGGUCUGAAUGGAAAAGGGUUCGAUGUAGUGGUUAUAGAUGAGAUUCAGAUGUUAGGAGACGAGCAGAGAGGUGGAUCAUGGACGAAAGCCGUACUAGGAUUGGCUGCUAAAGAGAUCCAUCUUUGUGGUGAUGAAACUACAGUCAAACUUUUACACAAUUUGUUAGAACCAUUAGGCGAUCAAAUCACGAUACAUAAAUAUAAUAGGUUAACACCCUUGGUGGUCGCUGAAGAAAGUCUAAAUAAUGAUUGGGAAAAGGUAGAAAAAGGCGAUUGUGUGGUGACGUUCUCAAGGACGAAUAUAUUCGCUGUGAAGAAGAUGAUCGAAUCCACUGCUGGGAAGAAAUGCGCCGUGGUUUAUGGAGCUUUACCUCCUGAGACUAGGGCGGAACAGGCUAGGGAUUUUAAUGAUGAGAAAGGGUUGAGCGAGGUGUUAGUAGCUUCUGAUGCAGUUGGGAUGGGUUUGAACUUAAAAAUCAAACGGAUGAUCUUCGAGUCCCUCACCAAAUUCAAUGGUAAAAAGGAAACGCCACUUUCCCUCACUCAGAUCAAACAGAUUGCAGGUCGAGCAGGACGAUACAAGACUUCUUCCGAUUCCGACUCAAACAAAAACUCUAAUCACAUCACUAACCCCGACGAAGCUCCUGCUACCGGUGGACUAGUCACGACACUGCAUAAAGCGGAUCUACCGAUUCUGAGGGAAUUGAUGAAACGCGAUUUACCUUCUAUCCCCCGAGCCAACCUCGAAGUGCCUUAUAACAACCUUGCUGAACUGGCUAGUUUGUUACCUUCAAACACAACAUUCGGUUCAUUGUUAGAACAAUUCUCAAGUCUCGUGAAAGUCCCAAAAAACACCACCCUAUCAGGCUAUGAACAUAAACUCCCUUUGGCGGACUUGUUAGAACCAUACAGAGAUCAAUUGAGUUUAGCUGAGAUUGACUUGUUCUGUUUCGCCCCUGUCAACGUACGAGACGAAAGGGCGAAAGGAAUUUUUCAAGAAUUGAUUAAAGAUUUCUCAUUAAAUGGAUAUGUAGAUCUGGAAGAUAUUUUCAAAUCUUCAAGAUUAAUCACUCAACUUGAACUUGUUGAAGAAACACUUCGAACAUUACCUCCUUUACCACCUGUCUUAGGGAUAGGUAGGAAACUGUUAACUCCUCCUAUCAUCAUCUCGUCAAUACCGAUGUUGGAAACGUUACAUAAAUCGUUAGUCUUAUACAUCUGGUUAUCAUUCAGAUUAGAAGUGAGUUUCCCAGAUAGAGCCAAAGCUGUAGAAUUGAAAGAGAGGACAGAGGUGGUAUUGGAUAAUUGUCUAGAGAGACUACCCGGUUUGAGACAACGUAAACAUGCUAAAGGAGAGAGAUCCAAGGAGGUUGACAGGUUGGUCAGAGAUUGGAGAAGAGAGAAUGUCAUGCCUAAUGGGACCAGAAAGGUUGAAGGUGUUCCUAGAAAGGGAUUGACUUGGAUUGAGAGGAAUGUAGCGGAAAGGGUCAAACAGAGGAAAACUUGGAGGAAUGUUAGGGUUGUUGGAGAGGGGGAAGGGGACAAGGAGGAGAAUUAG